AUGCAGCAGCAGCAGGAACAGCAACAGCCGCAGCAGCAGCAGCAGCAACGGCAGCAGGAGCAGCAGCAGUUGCAGCAAAUUCUACACCGCGUUUCACAGGCCCCUGUGCUGGCUAACCUACGCAAGGCAGCAGCAGCUGCCGCAGCAACCAACCCUAAAGCAGCAAGAGAAAUACAAUCGGUAUUCAAGCGGAAGCAGCAGCAGCUGCUGCAGCAGCAGGUGCAGCACCUCAUCGACAGCAGACAGCAGCAAAACUGCAGCUUCAUUAAAGAGGCAGCAGCGGCAAAUGCAGAAGCAGCAGGAACAACUGCAGCAGCAGCAGCAGCAACCAGACAGGCAGACAACAGAUAUAGCCCCCGUAGGGGCGUUUCUACUGCGCAGUAA
Eimeria acervulina is the source of this 384-nucleotide messenger RNA. RefSeq lists its product as hypothetical. The record is from RefSeq and is a predicted model, not a curated record. The coding region runs from base 1 to 384 and encodes 127 amino acids. The transcript is spliced from 2 exons. Lineage: Eukaryota; Apicomplexa; Conoidasida; Eucoccidiorida; Eimeriidae.